AGAAGCUUCUAAAGUCAAAAAUGUUCCACAAAGUGGUAAGCGCAACUCGUACUCCGUCGCAAUCUCUCUCACCGCCGGGCGAUGCAUCUCCGUCGAGUCUCAUUGCCAUUCCUCCUCCGCACUUGUAUCGGUCCACGACUCACGCUCCGCCACAAGACCCUUCUUCCCCCGCCGCUACUCGUACAGGAGUUGUGGAGAAGUUGAUGCAUAAGAAUGACUUGAAUACUUAUUGUCAGAGGUUAAGCAUACCACUCCCAGUGUAUCAAACUGCAUUCGGAGGUUGUGGUCAUGCUCCGACAUUUACAUCUUCUGUUUCUGUUGGUAAUAAGAUCUUUACUUCCCCAAAUACAUUCCCUAACCGGAAAUCUGCAGAGCAAGAUGCUGCUAAGCUUGCAUUACAACACCUACUAAACGAGGAUGAAGUUAGUGCUACAAAUCUACGCGGGAUCCUCCGCAAGUUCGUAUGUCAGGACAAAACACGUUGCAAGAUGAUAUUAAACGAGUUUCUUGCUAAGAUAAAGAUGGAAUGCACAUAUGAGACAGUUCAAGCUGAAAAGGAUCCCGUGUUUGUUUCCUAUUUGGCACUCAAUGGUACUUGUUAUAGAGGUGAAGGUGGUAAAAAUAAGAAAGAUGCUGAGCAACUAGCUGCACUUGCAGCUAUCCUCUCCCUUUUAAAUGAUCCUACAUAUGCCACACCGAUUUCUGAAGUCAUCAAGUCGAAAUUUAAUGCUUGUGCUGUCUUAAAUGAGCUCAAGGACGUUUCAGAUACUCGUGAUUGUUCUGUCACCGACAAGGGUGUGGCUGGUCACCCGACUGGAGCAGUGACCAUGUCAAGGUGCUCUGAUGUAAAUCUGCCAAGAACUUCACCGAUAUUCUCAAAACCACAACAUGAAAUCAAAUUGCCAGAGGCAGCACAAGGGGCUUCUGAGCAAAUCGCUGUUCCAUUACAGUUUGUGCCACCACCAGCACACAAUCCGGCUAAUAAUUUGGUCUCUUCCAAAAAGAGACGAAGGAAGAACAAGAAGAAUGGAAACAAGAGAUUGCGAGCUGAUAACAAACCUGGAGGCUGUAGUGAUAUCCGUUCAGAAUGUUAACUUGUCGGACUUACCAAGAUCACUCGCAUGAAGGUUUAUAUAAGAUAGGAACUGUUGUUUGCUUACGAGUCCAGAAGGCUCAUGUCAUGUAAUGUCAUGUCUUGUAUUAUCUUGUACUUUAUUUUAUGAUCCGAGCCCUAGCUAAGACUGUAUCUGUUAUAUUUCAUGUAACUCUUGGAUCUUGUUUUGGUAAAUAUUGCCAAAAAUUAAAUGGACUAACUUCGAUUCUGGUUCAA
Molecule: messenger RNA, 1330 nt
Organism: Eutrema salsugineum
Lineage: Eukaryota; Viridiplantae; Streptophyta; Magnoliopsida; Brassicales; Brassicaceae
Product: double-stranded RNA-binding protein 4
Exons: 5
Coding region: 21-1094 (357 amino acids)
Source: RefSeq, a predicted model, not a curated record